Molecule: messenger RNA, 10536 nt
Organism: Odontomachus brunneus
Lineage: Eukaryota; Metazoa; Arthropoda; Insecta; Hymenoptera; Formicidae
Gene: Sema2a
Product: semaphorin-2A
Exons: 13
Coding region: 1340-3496 (718 amino acids)
Biological process (GO): negative regulation of axon extension involved in axon guidance; axon guidance; semaphorin-plexin signaling pathway
Molecular function (GO): chemorepellent activity; semaphorin receptor binding
Source: RefSeq, a predicted model, not a curated record
AUUCGCAAGCGUAGGGUUUCCGCGCUUUUUCGCUCCGUUCUGCUCGCGUCUGUGGAAAAGCUCCGGAGCAGUCGUUUACCGUUUUUUUCGCGGCACCGGCCGAUCGCGAGGGUAGCGACGGCGGAGUGUUCACGAGCGCUCUGUGCUUCGUUCCGCCUCGGGGAAAAACGGACAGACCGAUUCGGGGAGAGAGGGAAGGUGAGAGAGGGAGUAGGAGAGAGAAAGAGAGAGACGUGCGCGUGAGAGUGCCCCAGUUUCGGUGCGGUCACAUGUGGACGUGGAGCGGCGUAGUGCCGCGAGGGGGCAAACGCAACGCUCCGAAGUUGGCGCUUCGUCCUUCUCGGUCAACUGUCGUCGUGCAAGAUCCGCGGUGAUUUCCGGCCAAGUGAGGAUUCGCCAGCCGAGUUCGUCGUCAUUCGUGAGUGCGUAUACCGAUAUUGCGCUUCGAGCUGCGCGAGAGCGCUCAGCGAAACAUGUUUUCGCGCGGCGUGCCUGGUGUCGACGGCCGAGCGACAACGCGUGGCCGAUGACAACCGUCUCUCGGUGUGUGAAGAUCCGACUUUUCGCGUGAUUCAUAACCUCAACUCGUUGGCGCCAUCGCGAAGAGCGAAGCUUCGUCGAUGCCGGUCGUCUCGACGGCGACGCGCUCAGACAUCCGUGUUUUCCUGCGGGGUUAUGUUUACUCGAUGACGUUAGAUAGACAGAUUCCCGUGCGCGCGGGGUUGCGCGAUUCGAACGCGUGCGAGUGUGUCCCGGUGAAGAUUGAACGUGUGCGAUUGAUGGCGGGAGUUUCGAAGAGAUGCGAACUGCGACGACGAGCCUGUGGCAGCACACUUGCCGAUGUGCUCAAACGUCGUUUUCGGUCAGCUCGUGUUAAUUAGUUGAUUGUGUUGCAUCGGGGUGAAAACGCAAGUACGACAUACGCGAUUGACAGCGGCGUGGUAGAAGGAACUCGCGCGGUAGUUCGUAAUCGGAGUGGUCGGGCCGCCGACCUGGGACACCGGAAUGUGAGAUCGAUCGACGCAAAGUGCUUCAAGGUCGACACAACGUCUUGUCUGAGCGACAACAAUCGUCGCAAACGAGCAUUCGUGUGACGGCGUUGUUUACGUCUAAUGCGUGGACAUGCUGCCUACGAUCGAACGUUGCUGGCUCGCCGGGAUAAGAAUGCCGCUAGGUCGGCACAAGUGUGCAGUGUGACGAUCGUCGGUUAUAUUGCGAUGGAACGGUUGUUCUGAAGGAGAACGUGCAGCUGUGACAGUGCAAGCGCGUGGAAUCGAGAUUUCGCGCUGGAGACUCAUUCGUGCGUUACACGCCGCCGAGAACGAAGCGUUCGAGGAUAAUGGUGUAUCUAAGUGCUAACGGAAUGGAUACGUCAAGAAAUCGAAUUAGAAGAAUGGUCGGCUUACUGUGGCUCGCCUUCUUCUUCGCUGGAGUCUCGGCAGAGGGAACCCUGGAGAAACUGCACGAAGAACACGUGCGGGAAUUCAGCUGCGGCAUGCUGUACUACAGGACGCUCUAUCUGGACAGUAAGAGGGACGCCCUGUACGUCGGAGCUAUGGACAAGAUCUUCAGGCUAAAUCUGAGCAACAUCAGUCAUUCCAGUUGCGAGAGAGACGCCUUAAAUCUGGAACCUAGCAAUGUUGCGAAUUGCGUGUCCAGAGGCAAAUCGGAGCAUUUCGACUGCCGAAACCAUAUAAGAGUGAUACAGCCAAUGGGAGACGGCAAUCGGCUUUACAUGUGCGGUACGAACGCGCAUUCGCCCAAGGACUGGGUGAUUUAUAGCAAUCUGACUCACUUACCGCGCCACGAGUUUGUCCCGGGGGUGGGAAUGGGCAUCGCCAAGUGCCCUUACGACCCUGCGGACAAUUCGACGGCGGUCUGGGUCGAAAAGGGCAAUCCCGGGGACCUGCCGGCUCUUUAUUCCGGCACGAACGCCGAGUUCACCAAAGCCGAUACCGUAAUCUUUCGCACGGAUCUCUACAAUUUGACUACCGGCCGCAAGGCAUUCAGCUUCAAGAGGACGCUGAAAUACGACUCCAAAUGGCUCGACAAGCCAAAUUUUGUGGGCUCGUACGACAUCGACAACCACGUGUUCUUCUUUUUCCGCGAGACCGCGGUCGAGUACAUCAACUGCGGUAAGAGUGUGUACUCCCGCGUGGCCAGAGUUUGCAAGAGGGACACUGGCGGCAAAAACAUACUCGCGCAAAAUUGGUCCACGUACCUCAAGGCCAGGCUGAACUGCUCGAUACCCGGAGAGUUUCCAUUUUAUUUCAACGAGAUACAGAGCAUUUACAAAGUGCCGGGCGAUGACACGCGUUUCUACGGCACCUUCACCACCUCAACGAAUGGCUUAAUGGGCUCCGCGAUAUGUUCCUUCCACAUCGACGCCAUCCAAGAAGCUUUUCGCGGAAAGUUCAAAGAGCAAGCGACUAGCAGCAGCGCGUGGCUGCCGGUCUUGUCCAACAAGGUUCCGGAACCGCGACCGGGCCAAUGCGUCAACGACACAGAAACGCUGCCGGACACCGUCCUGAAUUUCAUAAGGUCUCACCCGUUGAUGGACUCCGCCAUCUCGCAUGAGAAUGAGAAGCCAGUCUUCUACAAGCGAGACGUUAUGCUCACGCGACUGGUUGUUGAUAAGCUGCGCAUCGACUUCGUGGGCAACGAUCUGGAUUAUACGGUCUACUACGCUGGAUCCAGUGACGGUCGCGUUCACAAGGUCGUGCAGUGGGUUGACAGUAACGGCGAAUCCCAGUCGAUCUUACUGGAUGUUUUCGACGUGACGCCCGGCGAGCCGAUACAAGCGAUGGAAAUCUCAAAGGAGCAUAAGGCUCUCUACGUGGCGUCGGAUCAUCGGAUAAAGCAGAUCGAUCUGGUAAUGUGCACCCGACGAUACGACAACUGUCUGCGAUGCGUCCACGACCCGUACUGCGGGUGGGAUAAGGAUACGAAUACGUGCAAGCCCUACCAACCGGGACUUCUUCAGGACGUGUCGAACAGUACGGCGGACGUUUGCGACAGCAGCGUCGGCAAGCGGAAGCUAGUUGUCACGUGGGGUCAGUCCGUGCAUCUGGGUUGCUUCGUGAAGAUGCCGGAAGUGCUGGCCAACCAGGAGGUACGGUGGUACCAUUACAGCAAGGAGAAGGGACGCUAUCAGAUCGCGUACAAGUACGGCGCCGGCGGGGACAAAUUCAUCGAGACCUCGGAGAAAGGUCUGGUGAUUGUCGGCGUAAACGAGCAGGACGCCGGCAGAUACGACUGCUGGCUCGGCGGCGCUCUUCUGUGUUCGUACAACAUCACCGUGGACGCGCACAGAUGUUCGGCGCCCGCCAAGUCCAAUGAUUACCAGAAGAUUUAUUCAGACUGGUGUCACGAGUUCGAGAAGUACAAGACGGCGAUGAAGAGCUGGGAGAAGAAGCAAGCGCAAUGCGCCUCCAGGCAGAAUGACAGCAAUCAGAAUCUACAUACGAACGAGGUGUACGGCACUCCCCUCGUCUGAUGGAGGCGAUCGUUGGGUCCCCCGUCGAGCCGAGAUUACGACACGAUGAUACGCAUAAUCGUCCCGCCGAGGAAUCGCGGCUGGACCACGACCGGCCGGAUAAGCCUGGCCUUCCUACUGACCGGUCACGUCACCGCGCUCGGCACGUUCAUCACCCGAGGACUCUCGAGCGACUAGCGCGGAUCCUCGAGCGAACUGGUGCGAGAACGUAAGUGUAAAAAGGACGUGCGCGUGAUCGAUCGUGCAUACUAUCAGUGCCACUGUGCUCCAAGAGACCUUCUCUCGCCUUGCGCCGCCGAUCGCGAGUGACUAUCGCGGGAGUUGAUCGGCUCGCGCGCGUCCUCCGCGGUCGGUGACCCACGCGCGAGGGUCGUUCCGGUUUCGUUUUCGUCGUAUCCACACUCCUUUUCCGUUCAUGUAUAUUUUCGUACUCGCUUCGCUGUAAAUAGAGAGGUGUUGCGUACGAGCCACCAAAGGUGCUGGACUCUUGCGCCGCGAGUGUUUUCUUAGCGAUGACGACGCGCGCCAUGAGGAAUCGUCGUCGACAGCGGAGAACUCUCGGCUCUCUCGUGAAUUCCGAUACGAUGCGCGUUCACGGUGAGUGCUGCUCCCCUCCGGGUGGACGGACCGCACCACGCUCGCAUUGUGUCCGGAGAAUCGUGGAUAGAGUUCCGGUUCCUCGAAAGAGAGAGGGAGGGAGAAAAAGAGGCCGAUCGAUGCCAGAGGCUGUACGGAGAAGCGUCGCGCGGACGCGUUCUCCUGGACUCUCAAUCAACGCGGGGAAUUAAUGUGUAUAUACGAUAUCGGAGUCUCGUUUACGGAAGACACACGCAAUGUUGAUCGUGAUAAUGAAACACCGUCGUAAAUGAAAUAUCGCGCCGUAAUGAAAUAUCGAUCAUAUCGAGAACGGCGCCGAGAUCGCACCGACGGGAGAGAGUCGCGUUGUUCUCCUGCAGCUUCCUCGCAUCCUGUGAUAGAAGCUCAAAGAAAGCGAGCGAGCUCGGGGUGCGGCGCCAACUCGGCGAGGCAGGCGUCGAUAGGGAACAGGUUCGCGAACGGCUCGCAACUCGAGCGCGACCGAGUCGAGGCGACGAGCGUUAGUCGACGGCAGAGAGGAAGAACGUUGCAUCGGAGGCAGGAAAAGGAAAGAAAGAAAGAAAGAAAAAAGAAAACAGAAAAAAAAGAGAAAAACGAAACGUGGCCAACGGCGCGUUUACGACGUCACGCAGGUUACAUAUGAGAUUAUUAUCGGCUUAGAGACCUUCGUGCGAGCCGCGCUGCACUCGCGCGACACUGGUUAGCUUUCCAUAUCACGUUCGCCACUUUUGCGGCGCGCACGCCUAUUUUCUACUUGCACACCUUCCUUCCUCCCCGCACCUCCAUCCCGCCCGCCCGCCCGCUCAUCCACUUCACCCGCACCGCAUCCGUUUCCCUCAUUUUUCUAUCAUGUAUCGCAUCUCGACGAUCGCGCGCGAGCUGCCGCGCCAACGUGCCGUUAUCUCCCGUUUGCGGAAACCUUCGUGCCGUUCCGAUCAUCGUCAUUAGUCUUCGCACACCUGGCACCUAAAACGACGCGGCGUUUUUGUUCGCGCGCGUGCUCAGCCGUCGCUUCGAGGUCGGAGGCCACGUCUCUAUGCCCGUGUGCGAGAACACGCGCUCUGACGGAAGCCCCGAGAAGAAGUUCAUCGCGCUCCAAUUCGGCGGGCAACCGUCUCCGCGCGUCAUCUCAUCGCGCGAGCAUGUCAUCGUCGAGAAUUCGUCCCUCAAUCAAGGUGCUACACGUGCGCGGGUUUACUUUCUCCGUAAGGAAUCGACGAAGGCAGACCCGUGGCCUCUCAGAGACUCCGUUACAUUUCCUCCGAAUCUCGUCCACCUAUCUAGUUCUUUCUCCCGCGGUUCACACCCCCGCCCCCCUCCCCACAUACACACAUACACACAAAUGCCACACGCGUACGAGAAAUGCGCCUGUGCGGCCACGACGCGCGCUCGGCGCCCGUUUGUGUACGCGACUGGUGCACUGUACAUAUUACCGGACUUAGAAGUCACGUGUACACUUUCCGUAGGUAAGUCUAAUAUUAAUGUAGGAUGUACGUGUUUGCUUAUUAGUUUUCGAUGAGCACGGCCGGAUUUCUCAUUGCAUCCUGCGGCAUCGCUGCGCAAGCCGUUGCGCAACGACCGCAUCUCACACUGACGAACGCGGUGCUGGGGCACAUCGAGGCGAGCGAUCGUUUCGACGACUUCCGGAUUCGAAGCCAUUGCGGGCUAUUGUAAGGUGACCAGACGUCCCGUUUCUUCCGGGACAGUUCCGGUUUUUUAUCCUUUGUCCCAUUGCCAUUUUUUUCAAUCCCGGGUCGCCGGGAUUGUCCCGGAUUCGGCCAAACGGUUUAUCCCGCUUCAGAGAAUUCUAAAAACGCUUCUAGCAAAGAAAGAUCUUCUCAGGAAAAUUCACAGCUCUGGUAAAUACAGCAACUAUGCUCCUUCCUCUCAAUUUUAAAUAAGAAUAAUAACAAUUUUAUCUUAGCAGUUGUUUUCGUUUUCACCGUAUACGGUAGACUUUCAUUGUCGUUGAAUUAUUUUUUAUGUCAUAUGUAUAUAAAAUUUUCAAUAAUUCUUCCACUCCAAAUAUUUGUAAAGAGUUCCGGAUUUAGGAACAGGGAAUCUGGCCACCUUAUAUUGAGAGCCGGCAUUCGCUUUUCUUUUCACGCGUACACGACACGUAUAGGCUAUACGCGUAGACUACAACGACGACCGGACCGAACCCACAAAGCGAUGGGUGCAUUAGCCCGCGAGAGAUCUGCUUUCCGAAAUCACAAGUUGGAGUUUCGACGUAUGCCCUUACACCUUGGUUCGCUUCGAAAUGUCGAUAACGAUUCGUUCGGUUCUUUCUCGCCAAUAUGGCUUUCGUUGAUCGUCUCAAUCUUUUACCUCUCGCCCAAAAAAAAAGCUUUCUCCACGAACGGAAGAGAACGGGCAUUUCUGACCUGGGGAUUCUCUCUGUACAUAGAUAAUAGUGUUAUAUUUUUAUAAAAACGAUCUUGGCAGGAAAGACUCUUCGCUAAAACGCAACAUGUUUUUCAUGUAUCAUCAACAUCACCUACUUGCAUCUAACCGAGUUGACUGACCGCGAUAACAAACAGAAAAAAAAAGGGAGAGAGAAAAAUUGUCUCCGUGUGUGGACAGCGUGUAAAUGAAUAUUUUUCGAGUUUCGAGUACGCGCGAAAACAACGGGAAAAUUCGAUUUUGUCGCGCUUCAUAGCUAAUUUUACGAAUGCAUACGUCCUCGCUUAACAAUCGUCCAUGCGAAUGAUGCAGGCUCACAUUGUAGUGGAAUUAGCACUCGUGUUAGCUCCGUCCGACUUUUCCUCGGAGAUCGACAUACAUUUUGUAAUCAACACACAAUACGUCUAUCGGUGCUCAUAUUCAGCGCGGCUUGUCGAACGAUCGACGUAUCGAGAGAGCACCCAGCCACAGCCAGCCAGCCAUAAUCAGCAUCAUACAUAAAACCCUAACGUAGGUUAGAAAGAGUAGUAAGUGAGAUCAUACGACGCGCCUUUGUGUACAUGAAUUUCUUCAGUUCCGCGAAGCAAUUGCAGGUCAUAUCGGUGAUAGUUUCUCUUGCCCUCAUAGGUUUGUACAUAAACAUUUGUAUCGCGGUAUAUAUCGUUCACGGUAUCCUCGGAUAAUACAGCGCGGAGAUAUGUCCGAUCGAGCCUAGAUGCAUGCGUGCAUGUGUGCGUACGCUCGACUGCGCAACGAUUCGUUUUCUCCGGUGAUGCUAAGAGCGCGUUAAACGGUCGAGAUUGCGAACCACUGUCCAUGGUCUUGCGCGGUAAUCAUCAGUUAUGAUGGAAGCCGAAGUGAAGGUACAUGGUGUAAAUAUUGGCUCUUUAUUAUACUUUUAUUUGAUAAAUAAAAAUAUAAUAAAGUACUUUUUCCCGAAUCUUCUGUUGCAGUUGUGACAUCAAAUGUCUCGUACGCUGUCACUUCGACAGUGUUUGUCAUAACCGACUACUCUGCGAGCUCGUGAUUGCGCAGUGGCUCGCAACCGUGAUCAUUUGAUGCGCGCUUCUAACGUCAUUGGGAAAAAAAAACGCGCGCGCAGAUGAGUGUACGUACGCGCGCGCGCGCGCACGACUGUUAUGAACUUCUGUACAGAGAUCGUUGCAGACGACGAUUUACUUUUUGUACCUAUAGGCUCAACCUAAUCUACGCAGUGGUACGCGAUGGAAACGUGGAGGAAAUGGGGGGAAGGGGGAGGGUUGAAAAGGAGAGUAUGACGAUCGGUAUUUAGACGUAAGGCAUUGGUGAAGACGCGAGAGACCGGAAUAACGGGAGGUAUAAAUAACACCUAGAGGUGAGGCGACGCCCUAGGAGACGUAAGAGUAACACAAUAAUCGGUAAUCUAAUCCUCGAGUAUGUACUUAUUAUGAGCUUCACAACAAGUAUUGAAUAGUAUUGUAACGUAAGUUUAAGGCUAGGCACACACACGUUAAGAACAAAAAAUCGAGAGACUUCUAGACCGACCGGCCAAGCAUCGGCAUCGCGCGGACCGGCGAGGGCGACUCGUCGCCGAGAACCUCGCGAGCGCGGCGAGUCGUCCCUCGUUGAUCCACUCUGUCCAUCACCUCGUACCUACAAAUCACCCUGAAAUUCCUCCAGCCAUCAAACGACGUCCCGGAUCAUACUGAAUCGCAGACGCGUCUGGAUGUAGAGAAAGCUACAGAACGGUCGAGAAUGUGAGAAAGAGAGAGAAUGCUGCGUGUAUGUAUGUGUAUGAAUAUAUGUGUAUGUAGCGUGUAUACACCAUGUGUGCGUGUGUUUGUUUGUGUACGCGAACAUGUGUGCAAAGCGAUUGCGUGAUGUCAUGGAUUGAUACGUAAAGAAUAGUAACCUACCUAUCGUAUAUCUAAAGAAAGUUAUAAGAGAGAGUAAAAGCAAACGUAAUAUUACGAUAGAAUAGUAAAAUACACGAACUUUGGCUAAGAGCGCCGUCGUGCAAUCCUCAACCACGUCAUGUCAGACGCAUGUUGCGAUAACGUAAGAAGGAUCCAAGCGCUGAAGGAAGGAUCGAAAGGGAGGGAGAGAGAGGGAGAAUGUGUGUGUGUGUGUGUGUGUGUGUGUGUGUCUGUGUGUAUGUGUGUCAUGUAAAUUGUAUAUGAUGUGUUGAUGCGAGUGCACGAGGGCGCACUUCGGGUGGAGUAGGCGUGAUCACGGAAAGCAAUCUAAGUUGAACCUAAAGUUGUUAGAUAUAUUAUUUGUAAGAUUACUGUAUGUUGCGUGAAUGCGAUUGAUGCAGCGGGAUAUCGCGAGCGGAUCGAUCCACCGGCGACAUGUAUAGAAGAGGUGGCCUAUGUAUUCAAUCGCGCGCUCACUCGCCCGAUUAUCGAGGCGAGCGUUCGCUACUCGUCGAGAGACGAGUCUACAACGGCACCUCUGCUCCGGGGGAGAAACACUUUCGGACAUUGCGCCUACGAAAUCCUGGUCGAUUAUCCCGCAAUGUCGACCGCGAAAGCGAGAUAGACUAUAGCUCGGUUUAAUGUAUGCGAUACGGAAGCGAUUUUGGGUGACACACCAUGGUGGUUAUUCGUGUAAGGAAACGCAAACGGAGAGAGGAGACACCCUAACUGAAUAAUUAGUCACGACGACAUACUAUUACGAUACGGGGAGAAGAGGGAGACAGGAUAGCCGAUAACGACUUAUUAAAAUAUAUCACUAGGACUAGCCGACGACUGUCUUAGGUUUCGAGUAUCGGGGCGAGUAGAGACUCUCGUUUCUCGGGGUUGGGAAGGGGAUGAAACGGAGAGGGAUUUGCUGCACGUGGCGCCGUGUAUUCUUUACUUCUUUUACCCCCGGAAGAGAUUACGGACGCGGAAGAGCGGGUGUGAUCCGUUGACCGAUUUCCUCUUAAUUUCGCCCGCCUCUUUUUUUUUCCGCUCUCGUGUCCUCGGCGCCGUUUUUCCCCCGUAACGUUUUUCUUUCUCCCGUUUCUUUCUUUUUCUUUCCUUCUUUUCUUUUUUCCGCGAUAUAUCCCACCUUAAAGCGGAAAAUUGGAGCGAGCUUGCGCGCGCGCGCGCGAGAUUAAUAGUCCAUUCGUAUCCGUGAGAAACUCAUCCUUCAUCAUCGCCGUAUUCCUCUUGGUCUUUUCGGCUCGCUUCUUCUCUUUCUGGUUUUCCUUUUCUUUCUUUCUUUCUUUGCAUUCUGCUCGUUCCUGUCGACAGCAGAGCGAUCAAGGGUGGAAAUUAGAACCAGGCGGUAGCGCGUCGUGAGAGUCGUUUGAAGCUCGAAGGAGCUGAUAUACCGCUUACGGGAAUUCAAUUUAGCCGCACGAUAAGGGACGGAUCCGCAUCGCUCGAGGGUAACAUCGCCGUAGGGCGUGCAUCGGCGCAUCGGCAGUUUUGUUUACGGGACGUACUCGUGAAUAUCGAUCUUCCUCUCGAAGCGCCACCCGCCGAACGUUCUGUUUGUUCGCACCGGGCGAUAUGUUUAUCGAUCAAAUUAAUUCGGCCGCAUACGUCACUCUCCGCAUUUGCCGAACGAAAUUGCAACUCUUACCGGAUUGCUUGGCGCGUGAGCGUGCGCGUUUUUAACCACUCGAAAUGGGGAAAAGAGAAAUACGUAAGAGAAGACGUGAGUUUUUCUAUUUUUAUUUAUAUGUUCAUUUUUAUUGCGACGUCUUUUUUUAAGGAUUACCUUGCAGAAUCGUUUCGCGAGAAUCUGUGCAAUCGGCUUAUUAGCGUGACUUCGAUCCGCGCGCCACAUUGCGUACAAAUUACAACCACACGAUCGAUCGAUUCACAGUACGCGCCGCCUAAAAAUUCGGACUUAUCGACACGUACGUGCGAUUAUCAUCGUUGACGACACGAUCGUAGAUAACUUUUAGUUCAAAGAAUUUCGUACGAUAAGAGACCCUCUUAGAUAUUCACCUAUUACCUAAACCUAAACAUUCAAUCGCUAUUUUUAUCAAAAAAACAUGUUAAAAAUCUUUAAUAGUUAUCCAUUGUUCACUAUUGCUAUAAUAAAGUUUUGCUUUAAUAAAUGAC